Hydra vulgaris (swiftwater hydra) is the source of this 1714-nucleotide messenger RNA. Its product is annotated as aldehyde dehydrogenase, dimeric NADP-preferring. The record is from RefSeq and is a predicted model, not a curated record. Gene Ontology annotation, molecular function: aldehyde dehydrogenase (NAD+) activity. Gene Ontology annotation, cellular component: cytoplasm. Gene Ontology annotation, biological process: aldehyde metabolic process. Lineage: Eukaryota; Metazoa; Cnidaria; Hydrozoa; Anthoathecata; Hydridae.
ACUUGAUAAUUUAGUAUACUUUAAAAAGCUAUAGUUGAUUUAUAUUUUUAUCUGAUGCGUUUCUAAACUACAUUUUUUGAUACAAAAAAAUCUUUUUUUUUUUUAAAGAAGAAAUCAAUAAUUGACAAAAUGGAUCAAGAGUUUGAUUACAGCGAGAUUAUUUCUGGCCUUCGAAAAAGUUUUAUGAAUGGUAAAUUAAAAAGCUAUGAAGCUAGACGUCAUCAGCUAAUUCAACUUAAUAAGUUAUUAGAUGAGAACAAUGAAGCAAUUUGUGAUGCACUUUGGAAAGAUCUUCGAAAGUCCAAUCCAAUAACAAAGAUAACUGAGAUCCUUAGUGUAAAGAAUGAACUUGCAGAAAUAAUGGUUCAGCUGGAUAAGUUUAUGAAACCUGAAAGAAUCAAAUCUGACUGGCAAAAUAUACAAAAUACAUUAGAAAUUCAUAAUGAACCUUAUGGAAUUGUUUUAAUUCUUUCUGCAUGGAAUUAUCCUUUGUUACUAAGUUUAAAACCUAUAGCUGGAGCAAUUGCAGCUGGUAAUUGUUGUGUAAUAAAACCAUCAGAGUUAGCACCAAAUACUGCAGCUGUAAUUGAGCAUCUCAUUCCUAAAUAUAUGGAUAAUGAUUGUAUCAGAGUUAUAAAUGGAGGAGUUCCAGAAACUACAGCUCUCCUUCGUGAAAGAUUUGACUACAUUUUUUACACUGGUAGUACUAAUGUUGGAAAAAUUAUUCUUAAAGCAGCAAGUAACUAUUUUACUCCAGUCACACUUGAAAUGGGUGGAAAAUGUCCAGCAAUAGUUGAUAAAGCGUCUAACUUAGAUAUUGCUGCAAAUCGUAUUGUAUGGGGAAAGUUUUCAAAUUCAGGGCAAACUUGUCUUGCUGUAGACUAUAUUCUUUGUGUUGGUGGUAUACAAGAUGAUUUAAUCAAUGCACUCAAGAAAAGUAUUUUAAGAUUUUAUGGUGAAGAUCCACAAAAAUCAAUUGAUUAUGGAAGAAUGAUUAACAAUCGAAACUUUCAGAGAGUAAUCAAGUUGAUAAAAAAAUCAAACAUUGUACAUGGGGGAGAUUAUGAUGAAAAAGAUCUCUACAUAUCACCAACAAUAUUAAAAAAUAUAUCAGUUGAUGAUGAUAUCAUGAAAGAAGAGAUAUUUGGUCCAUUACUUCCCAUAAUUAAUGUUGUUGAUGUGGAAGAGGCUGUUCAAUUUAUUAAUCUAAGAGAGAAACCACUUGCUGUUUACAUAUUUUCAAAAGAAAAAACGACAAUCGAUUUUGUUUUACAAAACACAUCAUCUGGAGGGGUAUCUGUAAAUGAUGUUAUAAUGCAUGCUACUGUACCAUCUUUACCAUUUGGCGGAGUUGGUGAAAGUGGAAUGGGGGCAUAUAAUGGCAUACAUUCAUUAAAAACUUUUUCCCACCAAAAAUCAUGUCUGAUUGCAGCUCAGAGAUUUGAAAGCCUUAACAAAAUACGUUACCCUCCAUAUCCUUCCCAAGAGAACUACGUCCUUCGUUUUAUUACGAAUGGACUAAAUAAGAAAAUUUACGGACGCCGUGGAAAUAGGUAUUUGACAAUCGGAACCUCACUCAUUGCUUGUGGUGUUGUAUUUUCAGCGUAUGUUUACAAUUUCAAGUUUUAGGAAACUUUAAAACAAGAUUAUGUUUUUAUUUUGUUUGAAAUAGAUUUAAAAUCAUCGAAAUGGACAAAUACAAUAAAUAUUCAAA